AUGGAGGAAGACAUUGGCAAGAGAGCCCUAUCCAACUGCGGCCCAUCAUCACUCGAUCCACACAAGCGAGCAAAACAAUCUAUCAAGGUUUAUAGUCAAGAGGUGUCCCAAGCCCUGUCCUCUCUCCUUCAGCAACUCCAAUUCAUCAGCAGCACAGGUGUAAGCAAAUCAGAUGCAACACAGGAGCUUGAGAUGGCCUUGACCUUACAAAAACAGGUGAAUUCAGUUGUCCAACAGGCAACUACCAAUGUCAGGCUUGCCGAGGACGAUUCCUGCUUGCGGCACGAGGAUAUGUGGACCAACCAGAUCUUCCCGUUUUUGGGCAUGGGACAUUUUGCCUUUGUGGCUCCAGUCAGCCAUAAAAUGAAAGAUCUUUACUCGGCUUAUUGUGGAGCCGUGGAGAAUCCUCCAAAGUCAAACGAUUACCAUAUGGACACCGAUACAUUGGAAAAGGUCUCAAUCACCAGCACGGAUACUCUCCUCGAAGCAGUCUUCUCUAGUCUUUCUCGAGCAGAAUAUUGGUACAGGCACCGUAGUACUGGGAGCAACUGUACUGGGUCUGGUGGACAGAUCGAUGGUGCCAGGGUUUGUGCCGCAGCUGCCAGAGCGGGCUGUAUUGAAGCUAUUCAAUGGGCCCACAACAAGGGAUUCGAUUGGGACGAAGCCACAUGCAGUGAUGCUGCCAAGAAUGGUCAUGUACAAAUCCUACAAUUUGCUUACGAUCAUGGCUGUCCUUGGGAUGAAAACACAUGCCACAAGGCUGCUGAAAAUGGUCACUUGGAAUGCCUCAAGUUUGCUGACGAACAUGGCUGUACAUGGGAUGAGGACACAUGCAGCAAUGCAGCCAGAAAUGGCCACCUGAAAAUUCUGAGGUACGCCCAUGAAAACGGCUGUCCAUGGGAUGCAGGCACAUGCAGAAAUGCUGCCAGAAAUGGCCAUUUGAAAAUUCUGAGAUAUGCCCAUGAAAAUGGCUGUCCUUGGGAUCAAUGGACAUGCACCCAGGCUGCGGUGAAUGGCCAUUUGGCAUGCCUCAAGUACGCCCAUGAAAACGGCUGUCCAUGGCAUGGUAAUACAAUUGCAGCAGCUGCUGAAAAUGGCCAUUUGGAAAUUCUGAGAUAUGCCCAUGAAAAGGGCUGUGUUUGGGGAAAUGACACAUGCAUCAAUGCUGCUCGAAAUGGCCAUUUGCAAGUUCUAAAGUAUGCACAUGCGAAUGGAUGUCCAUGGAAUGAGCUCACAUGCAGCCUUGCUGCAUACAAUGGCCAUCUGGAAUGCCUCAAAUAUGCGCAUGAAAAUGGAUGUCCAUGGGAUGAGGACACGUGCCGUAGUGCUGCCAGAAAUGGCCAUUUGGAAAUCCUGCGAUAUGCACAUGAAAAUGGAUGUCCCUUGGAUAGAAACACAUGCAGCCGUGCUGCUAUGAAUGGCCAUUUGAAAUGCCUGAAAUAUGCACAUGAAAAGGGAUGUCCAUGGAAUGAGCUCGCAUGUACCAAUGCUGAAAGAGGUGGCCACCUAGAAACGAUGAAGUACCUUCAUGAGAAUGGCUGCCCUGGUUCUGAACAUUUCCCUGUGAUGUGGUGA
Messenger RNA from Seminavis robusta, 1575 nucleotides. The record is from the annotation of a GenBank genome assembly. Lineage: Eukaryota; Bacillariophyta; Bacillariophyceae; Naviculales; Naviculaceae.